Thyridium curvatum is the source of this 813-nucleotide messenger RNA. RefSeq lists its product as uncharacterized. Gene Ontology annotation, biological process: RNA splicing; spliceosomal snRNP assembly. The record is from RefSeq and is a predicted model, not a curated record. Gene Ontology annotation, cellular component: catalytic step 2 spliceosome; U5 snRNP; U2 snRNP. Bases 1 to 813 code for a protein of 270 amino acids. The transcript has 5 exons. NCBI's taxonomy places the organism in Eukaryota, Fungi, Ascomycota, Sordariomycetes, Thyridiales, Thyridiaceae.
AUGGCGGACGCAAAGAUCCAGGAACUCCUCACCAAGCCUCGCAAUGAGCUCACGGAGUACGAGAUUUCGCAACUAGAGGAGCAUGAGUUCAGUGCAGGACCUCUAUCUAUCCUUCAGACCGCCGUGCGCACCCACAACCAGGUCCUGAUCUCUUGCCGGAACAACCGCAAGCUUCUCGCCCGGGUAAAGGCCUUCGAUCGUCACUUCAACAUGGUCCUCGAGAACGUGAAGGAGAUGUGGACAGAAACGCCCAAGCUGGCUGGUGGGAAGAAGGGCCGGCCGAUCAACAAGGACAGGUUUAUCAGCAAGAUUCUCCCACCCGUCCUCGACCGGCUUCAGCCCGGUCAGGCCCAGGAAGAAGCUCGCCAGGCCGUACGCCCCCGGGUCGGGCACCUUCUCGAAGCCGGAGCCGCCGACGUAGACGGCGCGGCCCAGGCUGGCGUGCAUGCCCUUGGUGCCGUCGGCGCCCCUCUUGGCCGCCUCGGCCGCGCCGCGCACGUCGCCCGACGCGGCCAGGGUCUCGACGAAGGGGUACAGCGCGUCGACGAGGGUGCGGUCGCCGGGGCGGGCGGGCGUGUAGCGCGACAGGGCGUCGCAGCUCUGCCGCAGCGCGGCGGCCCAGGUCUUGGGAGAGGCGUCGCCGCUGCCCUGCGUCCGCAGGGCGUGGACGAGCGAGUUCAUGAAGAUGGCGUACAGGGCGCCCGAGGUGCCGUCCAUGGUGUUCUCGAUGACGGGCACGAGGCCGGCCACGUCGACGACGACGUCGCCCGUCAGCUUGGUCUGGGAGAGGUGCUUGAGGAUGGCUAUGUUUGA